Salvia splendens (bonfire salvia) is the source of this 1660-nucleotide messenger RNA. RefSeq names its product acetate--CoA ligase CCL3-like. NCBI's taxonomy places the organism in Eukaryota, Viridiplantae, Streptophyta, Magnoliopsida, Lamiales, Lamiaceae. The record is from RefSeq and is a predicted model, not a curated record.
AUGACGGUUGCAGUCAUUGCGCCAAACAUUCCAGCCAUGUACGAAGCCCAUUUCGGGGUUCCAAUGUCCGGUGCUGUACUAAAUGCCGUUAAUGUUCGUCUAAACGCGCAGACCAUAGCUUUUCUUCUCGGACAUUCACAAUCUGCAGUCAUUAUGGUUGAUCAAGAGUUCUUUACUUUAGCCGAGGAAUCUCUGAAAAUUAUGGCAGACACGCAGAAAGAAAAGUUCAAGGCUCCGAUUCUGAUCGUGAUCGCGGAUGAGAACUGCGACCCUAAGUCACUGCAUUACGCGCUAGGAAGAGGAGCCAUCGAGUACGAGAAGUUUAUGGCAACUGGCGACGCAAACUUUGAGUGGAGGCCACCAGUAGACGAGUGGCAAAGCAUCACCUUGGGUUAUACCUCAGGCACAACGGCUAGUCCUAAGGGAGUCGUGCUGCACCACCGUGGGGCAUAUCUCAUGGCUCUAAGCAACCCCGUUGUAUGAAUGCAAGAAGGCGCUGUUUAUCUUUGGACUCUACCGAUGUUCCAUUGCAACGGUUGGUGCUUCACUUGGAGUCUCGCAGCACUUUGUGGGACGAGCAUAUGCCUUAGACAGGUAAAUCUCGUCAAAGGUGUCUACUCGGCUAUAGCAAAUCUGGGUGUGACUCAUUUUUGUGCUGCACCUGUGGUUCUCAACACCAUCGUGAAUGCCCCAAAAAGCGAGACAAUCCUCCCCCUCCCUCGUACGGUCCAUGUGAUGACAGCCGGUGCUGCUCCGCCCCCUUCGGUUCUCUUUGCAAUGUCGCAACAGGGCUUCCGUGUCACCCACACUUACGGACUCUCCGAAACUUAUGGUCCCUCGACUAUAUGUGCGUGGAAGCCCGAGUGGGACUCGCUACCACCUGAAGAUCAAGCCCGUCUAAACGCGAGGCAAGGGGUCCGAUACGUUGCCCUAGAGGGUUUGGACGUCGUCCACACCGAAAACAUGACACCCGUGCCCGCCGAUGGCAAGACGAUCGGAGAGAUUGUCUUCAGGGGCAAUGUUGUGAUGAAGGGAUAUCUAAAGAACCCGAAAGCGAACGCGGAGGCUUUCGCCAAUGGAUGGUUUCACUCCGGCGACCUAGCCGUGAAGCACCCUGACGGGUACAUCGAGAUCAGGGACCGAUCGAAGGAUAUCAUCAUAUCCGGAGGCGAAAACAUCAGCAGCGUCGAGGUUGAGAACAUUCUCUACCAGCACCCCGCGAUAUUCGAGGUCUCGGUCGUGGCCCGGCCGGACGAGCGGUGGGGCGAGUCGCCCUGCGCAUUCGUGACACCCAAGCCGGACGUCGACGUGGCCAACCUGGCGGAAGAUAUAAUGAAGUUCAGCCGCACAAAGAUGCCGGCGUACUGGGUCCCCAAGUCCGUCGUGUUCGGGCCGUUGCCGAAGACGGCCACCGGGAAGAUACAGAAGCAUCUGUUGAGGAGCAAGGCGAAGGAGAUGGGGCUAGUGAGGAAGAGCCGGAUGUAACCGCUCGGUGCGGGCCCAAGUCGGCCCCCACCGCGGGAAAAUUACCGGUUUAAAAACUCCUGAUUAAUGCUGUCAAAUCUGUGUAACAUAUUUUGUGCCUAUCUUCGAGAUCAUUUUGGACAACGUAACAUUAUGUGAUUUGGGUAAUGGAUAAUGUUGAUCGUCGUUGGAAUAA